This is a messenger RNA of Neurospora tetraspora, 4605 nucleotides long. RefSeq lists its product as uncharacterized. NCBI's taxonomy places the organism in Eukaryota, Fungi, Ascomycota, Sordariomycetes, Sordariales, Sordariaceae. The coding region runs from base 333 to 4265 and encodes 1310 amino acids. The transcript has 4 exons. The record is from RefSeq and is a predicted model, not a curated record.
CUUUGGUAGAGGUAACGUAAAAGUACGCAGCGGGAAGCACCGAACCAUCGCCUGGAACCACCAGCUGGAACGAGCCCCAGUCGCAGUCGCAUUUCGCAGUCACGGACCUGGGACCUUGACGUGACCACUCACACGAUAACAAUAUCUUUUUUCUUUUCUUCCCUCUGCACCGUCCCUGGAGACGACCACCAACAACGACGCAGCAACAACACACUUCGAUGAUUGCGCCUGUUCAUAUUUGAACGCGCUUAACCAAGCGACCUAUCGACAACCAUCUCACAUUCGUCGCGACGUCACCACAGUCAGCCCGGUGCUGAUAAGAGCCUGCAACCAUGAAGGACACAAACGGCUCGAUGAACGGAGGUCCCAAAGGCCCCGUCCCUACUCUCGAUGGCCUCAGCAGCAUCAAUGGCUACUCCAAGAAGGGUGUCAACAGUAUUAACGGCAUCAAUGGCAUCAACGGCCCCAUCAAGCCCACCCUCAGCCACUCGGCCAGCCCCAGAGUCACACCAAGACAACGCCCACGCAGUCGGCCUGGUGUGAUAGCUAGGACGUUCAAUGUUGUAGCUAGACUCGUGACCUGGUACACUAUCCUCACCAUCCUCUUCCGCUGCCCCGCCUCGCUCAAGGAUUGCGACAAGUCUUCUCCCCGCAUUUGCAAGACAUACUUUGAGGUCAAGCAGACCGUUUUGCCGCAUGUCGAACCAUACUAUACCGCCUACGCCGCUCCCUACGUCAACCGCUACUACCAUGUCGUCGAUCAAAAGGCCAUUGCUCCCGCCUUGGCAUAUGCGCAACCCAGAAUCCAAAAGGCCCAGGCCUACACCAAGACCCAUUGGCAAAAGACCCUUCAGCCCCAGCUUGUCAAGUACCAGAAGCUUGCAAAGACCCGUUACGAACAGAGCGUUGGUCCCCAUGUCAAGCAGCUUUCCACUGCCGCCGGUCCGUACUAUGAGAUUGCGCGCACCAACGCCCUCCAGACCUACCAUGACGUUGUCGUGCCCUCGUACCACUUCGUCGAACCCUACGCACACAAGGGCUAUAAGGCUGCCUCGGCUUUUGCUGCAAGCACCGUGUUGCCCUCAACCCGUUGGGCCUGGAACAAGACCAACCUGUUCCUCGAUGGAACCGUCAUGCCCCAUUUGAGAGUCAUCUACUCUGAGAAUGUCGAGCCUCAGCUGCUCAAGAUUGGCCAGCGCCUUGGUCGCCAUACCACGAGCAACAAGAAGUCGGUACCCAAGCCCCCUGUGGACUUGUCCUCUAGCAGCAAGACAUCGACUUUUAGCAAGCCCACACCGGCCACUACCGCUGCUUCGACCCCCUCGUCCCACGCCGAGUCCUCAAUCAAGGCCGCUGCCGCUGAAGAACAAAAGGUCUUGAACUCCGAAUCCACAGAGCACAAUGUUCCCGAGAACCGCAUUCCCCCUCCCGAGGUCGAUGAGCAGCUCGAGAAGGAAGAUCCCGCUCGCCGUAGCGCCCGUGAGACUGUCGCUGCCGAUCUUCAGGACUGGCAGGAAAGGUACUCCAAGGCCGCUGACCAGGGCGCCUCCGAGAUCUCGGCCAGAAUCUACGAAAUCACCAAGAAGAUGAUCCGCCGUAACGCCAAGGUUACCGGUAAGGCUCUGCUCGACGAGCUCCAGACUACGACUGUUUCCGAGCUUGUCCAACUCCGCCGCAAGAUCAUGCAGAUUAUUGGGGCCGUAAACAAGGAAACCGCCUCGGUUGACGAGGGACGCGAUCAAAUUGCUGCCGUCGUACGUCAGGCGGGCAUGUCUAUCAAGGAGAGAGCUCAGGAGGUCCGUACCUGGCGUGAGAACUACGAGGCCGAGAUGCAGUCCGCUAUUACCAAUGCUGCCGAAGCCCACUUUACCAUCCUUGGCGACAUUAGAGACCUGGCCUUGCAGAAGCUCGGUAUGAAGUGGGCUUGGAUGGAUGGCGUCACUUACAAGGACUGGGCCAAGUACCAUGAGCUCAAGAGCCGUUUCGAGGACUGGAACAACGACCUCAAGAACCUCAUCGUUACUCACCCUGGUCUCGAGGCUGCUCAGAAUGAGGCGGCUGCUGUUGAGGAAGAGGCCAUGAACACUGCGGCCUCUGCUGCCAAGGAGCUUGCUCGCUUGAAGCAGGUUGCUGUUCGCAAGUUGGAAGCUGGUGACGACUCCGAUGAGUUCGAGAGCACUGUCGCUCAGCAGGCUGCUGAGCAUGUGGAGUAUGCUCAGGAUGCUGCGGCCAGUGUCGUUUCCCAGGCUAGCGAUUCUGCUAGUGCUGCUGGUGAGAAGGUUUCUGAGGUUGUUGGUGAUGGUGUCAGCCGCGCUGCUGAAGUUGUGUCUGAGGUGACUGAGGCUGUCGUUGGAGCCAAGGAUUCAGCUACUGACAAGAUGGAGGAGCUUGCGGAUGAGGACACCUCCCCCGUCGUUGAGGCCGCCUCUUCGGCUUCCGAGUCUGUCGAGAGCGCAACUGACGUUGCAAAGGAGUCUGCCACUACUGUGCUGAGCGAAGCCUCCGAGGUCGUUGUUGGGUCUUCCACCGAGACCGAGACUGUCGAGUCUGCCAGCGUUGCUUCCGAAGAGGUCGCUGAUGAUGUUGAGUCUGCAUCCGAGGCCGCUUCUAUCGUUGAGUCUCGCCCUGAUCUCGCCUCUACUGAGAUCCUCGAGGAGACCCCUGUCAUGGUCGGUAACACUACCAAGGCAGAGAAGGAGGGCCCUGCUCCCGUCGAGCUCCCCGUUGAGGAGGAAGCUGAGGAGGAGUCUGAUAUCAUCGUCUCCGAAACUCCUGAGCCUCCUGCCACCACCGUCAAGUCCGCUUGGCUCGGAGCUGCUGCUCAGUCGGUGCCUAGUCGCCAGCCCAUCAUUGACGAAGAUACCUACGACGACGUUUCUGAAGCCAUGGAGAAGAUGCGUAACGACGUCAAGUCGGUCUACUCGUCCGCCAUGUCUCGUGCCAACAACCAGUAUUCUGAAGCCCUCUCCCUCAUCUCUGCCCAGAUCCGCGGCACCCCUGAGCCGGCUCACCAGCAGAUGCUCGCAUCCGUCACCCAAGCUUACAGCAACGCCAUGGCCUCCGCUAGUGUCCGCCUCGACAAGGCCUUGAAGCUUGCCUCUAAGCAAGUGUACAAGAGCACUCCCACCGAGGCCUUCAAGAUCCUCCCCACCGCCGUUCCCGUCCCCAACAUCCCUUCCGUGGACUGGGAGCGCAUCCAAUCCAUUGCUGCCCAGCGUCUCGAGCAAGGUCGCUCUUGGGCCGAGGAGCAAUACGAGUCCGCCAAGAUCGCCGCCGGUCUGGCCACCCCUACCCCCUCCACUCCCUCUGAGCACGUCCAAAAGGCGCUCGAGAACGCCAGGCACAACUACUACGCCGGCCUCGGUGUCGCUCACGCUCGCUACUCCGAGUUCUUGGCUGCCGCUUCGUCCGCUUUCAACUCCCUGACUGCCACCCCUACUCCCACUGACUUCGUCGGCACUGCUUCGUCAGUCGCUUCCGUCGCCACCGAGUCCGCUGCCUCUGCGGCUUCUGUUGUUACUGACAACGCUGCCUACGCGGCCUCCAUCGCCUCUGAAUCCGCUGCUUCUGCUGCCUCCGCUGCUGCCGCCUCUGCUGCAUCGGUUGCUUCCGCCGUUACAGACGGUGCUGCCUCCGCUGCCUCGAUCGUCGGGGAGAACGCCUCCUCCGUCGUUUACGCCGCGGGAGACAAGGCCUCCUCUGCCGCUUCCGUCGUUUCCGAGAACGUCGCCGGUGCUGCGUCCGUUGUUUCCGAGAACGUCGCCGAUGCCGCCUCGGCAGUUUCCGAAUCCUGGGACUCCGUCCUCGCCAGGAUCAGCAUCGAAGUCUACGGUGCUCCCACCCCCACUCCCUGGUACCAAACCGUCAUCUCCGCCGCCAGCGCCGCCAGCUCCUCUGCCAUCAGCGUCGCGAACCAAUACGGCGGUGCGGCGAGUGAUGCCGCAGCUGAUAACGCUGCCUCUAUCACCAGCGCUGCUGGUGCUGGUGCUAGCGCGGCGGGCGAGUAUGCCGCUGCGGGUACGGAUGCCGCCGCGCAACAGUAUAGUGUCGUGAGUAGCAUUGUCAGUGAACUGCUCGUGGGCAAGGAGCCAACCUUCUCUGAGAGCGUGGUGAGCAGACUCAGGGGAGUCUACGCUACUUCUAUCCCCGAAGUCGUGGUGGGCGCGUAUGAGAGCGUGAGCAGCUUGGCUAGUGAGGCCAAGGAGACUGUGGUUAGUGUUGCUAGCCAGGCUUCGGAGGCUGUUGUUGGUCAUGAUGAGCUUUAAGUCAUGAGAAGAAUGAUGAAUGAUGAGGGGGUGGAAAGGUAUCAGAAGAAAGAAGAUGAGAGAGGAAAAGAGGAGAAGGAAAGAGGAGGGGAGGAAUGAGGAGGGGAAAUAUGAACAGCGGGAAUGAGCGAAAAGGAGGUUGAAGAUGGAUGAUGAUGGGAUUGAUGAUGGGAUUGAUGAGAAAAGAAGAGUUGUUCCAUUUUUUUUUGUCUUGAUAUUGUUAGCUUAUACCCCCUCACACUUGACCAUACGGUUUCAUUUCCUUGGGUUGCUUUUUCAUUUGUUAGUUUGGUAGUAUGAUGUAUGAAUGAUCAAUUGCAAUUUUAAUGUUUAUGAGCCA